CAGUAACAACAACAGAGCUUUCUUCAAUAUUGUCAGAACCACGGGUACUUCCAUUACUCGCAAAAAUAAAAAGUGACAUUAAAGAUGCGAUGCGUAGCAAAGAUAAAGGAAAAUUAAACGUCGUAAAGGGCCUUCUGUCAGACAUCACAUACGCAAGCAAAUCAGCCAACUCCACAAACACAAUCCCAUCAACUGACGCAGACAUCUGCACAAUAAUUCAACGUGCCAUAAAACGUCGUCAAGAAUCAAUCGACCAAUACUCGGCUGCAAAUCGCACAGAUCUCGCAUCAGCCGAACAAACAGAACUCGAGAUUCUGCAAACUUACUUACCACCACAAUUGUCAGAUCAGGAGAUCGAAGACGAAGUGAAAAAAGUGUUAAGUAGUGUUGGCGCAUCUAGCGUUAAAGAUCUUGGUCGUGUUAUGAAAGAAGUUAAACUUGAUCCGAGUCGUGCGCCUAAAAAACGUAUAUCCGAAGUCGUGAAGAGGUUGUUAAGUUAA
Molecule: messenger RNA, 500 nt
Organism: Ambispora gerdemannii
Lineage: Eukaryota; Fungi; Glomeromycota; Glomeromycetes; Archaeosporales; Ambisporaceae
Source: the annotation of a GenBank genome assembly